AAACAGCAAACAGCCCAACAGCGAUCAAUUCAAUUUUUAAAAAUGGCCGAUAACGCAGCAGGGAAUUGGUGUCUAAUUGAAAGUGAUCCUGGUGUAUUUACUGAAUUAAUAAAAGAAUUUGGUUGUUCAGGAGUUCAAGUGGAGGAACUAUGGAGCUUAGAUUCAGAAGAUUUUGAUAAGCUCAAGCCUAUUCACGGAUUAAUAUUCUUAUUCAAAUGGGUUCCUGAUGAUGAACCAACGGCUUCGGUUGUCAAGGAUAACCGGCUUGAAAAAAUAUUUUUUGCCAAACAGGUUAUAAACAAUGCUUGCGCAACACAAGCCAUCCUCAGUAUACUGCUUAACUGUAAACACCCGGAUCUAGUGCUUGGUUCUACGCUGACAGAAUUUAAAGAUUUCAGUCAGACAUUUGAUUGCUAUCUGAAGGGACUUGCACUCAGCAAUUCACAGAAGAUACGAUCCGUGCAUAACUCUUUUGCAAGACAAACGCUGUUCGAAUUUGACUCGAAGUCGGCGUCAAAGGAUGACGAGACGUACCACUUUGUCGGAUACGUGCCGAUCGACGGCCGUCUGUACGAGUUGGACGGCCUCAAGGAAGGACCCAUCGACCUUGGCCCGAUUCCCGCCGACUCGGCCGAGUCCGACUGGACACAAGUCGUCAAACCAAUCAUCGAGAAGCGCAUCAAAAAGUACAACGAGGGCGAGAUUCAUUUCAACCUGAUGGCUUUGGUUUCUGACCGCAAGAUGAAAUACGAGAAGAGGUUGGCAGAACUGGAGGGCGUGGCGGGUGCCGAACAAGAGAUCACCAGGUUGCAGCUGCUCAUCGAAGUCGAGGAGACCAAGGUGCGCCAAUACCGAGUGGAGAGUGUGCGACGGAGACACAACUACUUGCCUUUGAUUGUUGAGCUGCUUAAGAUAUUGGCCAGAGAAGGACAGCUGCUGCCUUUGUACGAGAAAGCCAAGCAGAAGUCCAUGGAUAGGCAUGCCAAGAAAGUGAAGACAUCCUGAUUCAACCACAAUUGCUAAUUGGGCAAAGUGAAUAAAAGCGAGUAUGACAAGUAAAUCCUCUAUCAGCAUCAAGAGACAAAUAAACGAAAUAAUCAAAGUGAAUACUCUCAAAUAAAUGCUUGUGAGUCGAGAAAUUCGUAAAUAAAUGCCUGAAUCGGUGUGAGGGUUAGGCUAGCUACACACACAUCGAGUUUUGGUCGUACGAUUUCUUGCCGUCCCUAUAAAUUCGAUUAGAUUAAACAGCUGAUUUCAAACAAAUGAUGUUUGUCAAGUACCGUUUAAUUUAAUGGAAUUUAUAAGCUCGGCAAAAAAUCGAACGUUCAAAAAUCGAUGUGUGUGUAACUGGACUAAAUGCUAGCCAAUCCAUACAAGGCGUUUCUUCAGUCGACCGUGUUAGACUUGGCGUGGAAGUCAAGCACUUGUGCUACUCGUUUUUAUACACUAGGCCCAAUCUAUAUGUUUAUCUCUGUCUCAUGCCUCAGCAAAGCUUAUUUUGUCAAUAAACUAUUCACUCCAA
Messenger RNA from Nilaparvata lugens (brown planthopper), 1522 nucleotides. It is a transcript of the gene Uch-L5, whose product is annotated as ubiquitin carboxyl-terminal hydrolase isozyme L5. Gene Ontology annotation, biological process: ubiquitin-dependent protein catabolic process; protein deubiquitination. NCBI's taxonomy places the organism in Eukaryota, Metazoa, Arthropoda, Insecta, Hemiptera, Delphacidae. Gene Ontology annotation, cellular component: cytoplasm. Gene Ontology annotation, molecular function: cysteine-type deubiquitinase activity. The transcript is spliced from 7 exons. The coding region runs from base 43 to 1005 and encodes 320 amino acids. The record is from RefSeq and is a predicted model, not a curated record.